AUGUUCUCGCUUCAGGGCCAGACGGCCAUCAUCACCGGCUGCACUCGCGGCAUCGGCCAGGCUGUGGCCAUCGGGCUCGCCGAGGCCGGAGCCGACGUCCUCUUGGUACAGCGAGACACGACCAGUACGGCGACCAAGGAGGCAAUCGAGAAGCUGGGCCGCCGCGCGUGCAUCUACACGGCCGACAUGGCCUCGCCAGAGCAGGUCGCGGCGCUGACGCCCAAGAUCCUGGCCGACGGGCACGAGGUUCGCAUCCUCGUCACCUGCGCCGGCAUCCAGCGCCGGCACCCGUGCGAGAAGUUUCCAGACAGCGACUUCAACGAUGUCAUGCAAGUCAACCUCAAUGCCGUCUUCGCCCUCAACCGCGACAUUGGCGCCCACAUGCUCACCCUCGAGCCCUCGCCCACAACGGCCCGCCGCGGCAGCAUCAUCAACUUUGCCUCGCUGCUGACCUUCCAGGGUGGCCUGACGGUGCCCGCGUACGCCGCCUCCAAGGGCGCCGUCGGCCAGCUGACCAAGAGCUUCGCCAACGAGUGGACGGCCCGCGGCAUCACCGUCAACGCCAUUGCGCCCGGCUACAUCGAGACGGAUAUGAACACGGCACUGCUCAACAACCCGGAGCGGCUGGCCGGCAUCAGUGCCCGGAUCCCGGCGGGCAGGUGGGGUUCGCCUGAAGAUUUCAAGGGCACGGCCGUCUACCUGGCGAGCAAGUCGAGUGGAUACGUGAGCGGGCACACGCUGGUUGUCGAUGGAGGGUGGAUGGGUAGGUAA
This is a messenger RNA of Hirsutella rhossiliensis, 771 nucleotides long. Its product is annotated as enoyl-(Acyl carrier protein) reductase domain-containing protein. The transcript is spliced from 3 exons. Gene Ontology annotation, molecular function: oxidoreductase activity, acting on the CH-OH group of donors, NAD or NADP as acceptor. Lineage: Eukaryota; Fungi; Ascomycota; Sordariomycetes; Hypocreales; Ophiocordycipitaceae. Bases 1 to 771 code for a protein of 256 amino acids. The record is from RefSeq and is a predicted model, not a curated record.